This is a messenger RNA of Oncorhynchus gorbuscha (pink salmon), 3941 nucleotides long. RefSeq names its product centrosomal protein 112 (gene cep112). The record is from RefSeq and is a predicted model, not a curated record. The transcript is spliced from 29 exons. NCBI's taxonomy places the organism in Eukaryota, Metazoa, Chordata, Actinopteri, Salmoniformes, Salmonidae. The coding region runs from base 322 to 3186 and encodes 954 amino acids.
AUUGUGUAAAACAGAUAGGUUUGCGUGUCAUGCUGAAAUAGGAAAACAAGUCAACUCUAUUCAUUAUGUUAAAUGAUAAGGUCAUUUAGUCUCUGAAACCGAGGAGAGUCAAGGUGCCAAUACAAGGAGAGAGCAGCACUCUCCCAGUUAAAACCGGAAGGCUCUAGCAAGCUGUCUGUUGCCACGCCAUAGCUACUGGGGAGUUCUACAACUGAGCUGAUUGCUAUGGCUCUUGGACAAUUUAAGGGUCUCUUGGCUCUGUUUUGUGUUUGUAGGCAGUAGUAGUUUUCCUGUCAAAUGACAUUGGCAAUUGAUGCAUGAAUGAUGGGCUUUAAGGACAUUAUGAACAAACAAGAAGAGACAUGGGAGAAACUGGACUCAGAGUUUGACCAUCACCUGGUUGACAUGAAACCAUAUGUCCUAAAACUCCCCCACAAGACAGAGCGCCAGCUGUGUGCCCUGUGGAUCAAGAAGCUGUGUGACCCAGGUGUAUCCGGCUCGGGCCUGAUGGGACGCAAGAACCGCAACAUGUACGCCCGCCUGCUCCUGCACAUGCUCAGAAGAGGUGUCCUGGAGGGCCCUUUCAGCCACAAGCCAGAGUCAGGCAGUCUCAAGACUCUACCAACAUAUAUGUCCAUCUACUUUGACGAGCCUCUAUGUGGCCGGGGCCUGGAGCAGAGUACUGCAGGCCUGCCUGACUGGGUAACGGGAGAGCUAGGCCAGGGUGACGACUCCUGGGACAGCCUGCUCAGAGAGAGGGCCAGGUCCUCUUCCACAGCCUACUCUAACACAGACAGGAGAAGACGGCUAUAUGAUGAGAUGUCUCCAUCUCGACCCCUGGCCUCCAGCCCAGUGAAACACUCUUCUGAAGACCACAACAAAGGGGUGGAUGGCCACAGGAAGCCAGUGGUGCCGUCUCCUGACAACAGUGACCUGGAAGCUCGCCUCAACAGCUGGAACCUGGGGAUUGAGAACCCCAGGUAUUUGAGAGAGAACCCUGUCCCCUUGUCUCCGAUAUUCCUCAAAUCCAGCCUGAAGAACAGCACCGGGACUGAUGAGCAGACCCCAGUAGCAAGACAGGAGAAAGAGGCUGAGAUGAAGACUAAAGUCCUGGAGGCCAAGCACCAGGAGGAGAAACUGAAGAUGCAGCAGAAGCAUGACGCAGACGUGCAGAAGAUUUUAGACCGUAAGAAUGGCGAGAUCGAUGAGCUGAAGACCAUGUACAGAGCCAAGCAGAAGGAAUCGGAGGAGAGUGUGCGCAAGCUGGAGAAGAAAGUUCAAAGUGUGGUGCGCGAGUCCCAGGUCAUCCGUGAGAGCAAAGAGAAGCAGAUCGGCGAGCUGAAGAAGAUGUCAGAUCAGAGCACCGACUCCCUGAAAAACGAGUGGGAGAAAAAGCUGCAUGCGGCGGUGGCGGGCAUGGAGCAAGAGAAGUUUGACCUGCAGAAGAAGCAAACAGAGAACAUUCAGGUGCUGCUGGAGGACACCAACCAGAGGCUGGCCAAGAUGGAGGCUGAGUAUGGCGCCCAGACACAGGCUACCGACCAGACAGUGCGGGAGCUGGAGCUGCGUGUGAAGCAGCUGUCAGUGGAGGUGGAGAACGGUAACGUGCUGAGGCAGAAGGUGACCCAGGAGAAGGGUCAGCUGGAGAUCCACAUCGCCACCAUCAGCUCUGAGCUUCAGGAGGCCAACCGACAGAGGGUGUCUCUGCUGAUGAAGGAGCAGCAGAGUGAGCAACAUGAAGACACACUGCAGAAGCUCCAGACCAAACAUGAGGCUGACAUCAGCCACUUCCAACAGGAACACACACUCUCCGCUGCUAAGGCCUCUGAUGUGAUUGAGGACCUGGAACAGACAGUGGCUCAGCUCAGACAGCAGCUACAGGACAGUGAGCACAGGAGACUGAAACAACUCAGGGACACAGAGAAUAAACUUCAAAAAGAGAAAGCAGAUCUGCAGCACCACUGUGAGAAAAAGGUCCGUGCCCUACACAACGAGGCGGAGAAAGAGAGAGAAGAGACCAAGAAGAAGAUCUCCAAACUUGAAGAGUCACUGAAGGAGAAGGAGGAGCAGCUGGGACGUGAGAGGGAGUGUCAGCGGCAGCAUACCCAGGAGGCAGAGAAUGCUCUGGAACACUUUAAGAAGCAAGUAGAGAUCAGCUCAGAGAAGACCUACGCUAACAUGAAACUACAGAUGGAUAAGGUGGAGGAGGAUCUGACCCGCUCCAAGUCCCUAAGAGAGAAACAGGCCAAGGAGUUCUCCUACCAAGUGGAGGAGCUCAAACAGAAAUACGAACAGCAGAUGUGCGAGCAGCGUGCAGGGCAGGAGCAGGAGAGGAUGCGUCUACAGCAGCAUUACAGCACGGAGAGGGACAAUCUGGUCCAGCAGCGCCAGCGGGAGGUGGGCACCAUGGAGAGGGAGGCGCGGGCCGCCCUGCACCAGCACCAGCACCAGACCCAGGAGUGGAGGCAACACGACGCCCAGGUCAUCUCUGACCUGGAGGAGCAGGUGUCCUCUCUGAGGGAUGAGCUGCAGCAGGCCCACAGCCAGAGGAAGCAGCAACUGCUGGAGCUGGGGGUGCUCAGGGAGGAGGAGAGGCAGCGCGCAGCCAUGGACCAGGAGGCCUCCCUGGGCAGGCUGAGAGCCGAGAUGGACCACAUCUGCCUGGAGCUGGAGACGAGCCACAAGGCCGAGAGACAACUGGCCCAGGAGAAGACGAACACCAGGCUAAAGCAGAUUGAGAAGGAAUACAGUCAGAAGCUUGCCAAGUCUGCUCAGUUGAUAGUGGAGCUGCAGACGUCAGUAUGUGGUGCUAAGGAGGAGGGCUUGCGGCAGCAGCAGGAGAAGGAGAGACAGUUGAAGGAGGCUACAGCUCGCUGGGAUGAUGAGAGGAGGCAGAUGAGCCGCCACACAGACACUAAGAACAAGGUUCUGCAGGAGAAGGUGGAGAAUCUCCAGAGGCAGCUGCACUCCUCCGAGAAGAAACUACUGAACAAAGAGUUAGAGAACCAGGAGCAGGUGACGGUGGUGCUUCAGGAGUGUGCGAUGAAAAUGAAAGGGCUGAUGCCAGCUGAGCUGCGACAGGAGCUGGAGGACACCAUCUCCUCUCUCAAGUCUCAGGUGAACUUCCUCCAGAAGAGAGCUUCUGUGUUACAGGAGGACCUGGAUGCCUGUCACAGCAGGAGGUAACCAUGGGCUGUUCUUCCCUUGGCCACACCCAUUAUCCGGACAUGAAGAAUAAGACAGUCUAUCAGAUGUGAGAAUCAUCGCCACAGUUACCAGGCAUCACACAUCUGUCAUGCCAUGGGUGCACCAAUCAGUUGUGCCAGUUAUGUUAGCCACACCCACACUGUUUUUAACCACUAUGGAUUUGUACAUAUUUAUUCACUGUCAGAUUUUUUUCACAUUCCCCGUUAUAAAUCAAUAAUUUUUCAUAACUUUUUGUGGAUGUUUAAUGUGCGUACUAUCCAUACAUAUACUAUAAAUACAAAAUGAUGUGGACACCCAUUUAAAUUAGUGGAUUCUGCUAUAUCAGCCACACCCGUUGCUGGCAGGUGUUUCAAAUCUAGCACACAGCCAUGCAAUCUCCAUAUAGAGACAUUGACACUAGAAUGGCUUACUAAAGAGCUCAGUGACGUUCAACAAUUCAGUUUGUCAAAUUUCUGCCCUGUUAGAGCUGCCCUGGUCAACUAUAAGUGAUGUUAUUGUGAAGUGGAAAAAUCUAGGCACAACAACUGCUCAGCCACAAAGUGGUAGGCCACACAAGCUCCCAGAAUGGGACCGCCGAUUGCUGAAGUGUGUUGCAUGUUCGUUGGGCGCUUCAUGAAAUGGGUUUCCAUGGUCGAACAGCCACAUACAAGAUCGCAAUGCCAAGCGUCGGCUGGAGUGGUGUAAAGCUCGCCGCCAUUGGACUCUGGAACAGUGGAAAUGCGUUCUCUGGAGUG